CAGGGUGCCCGGACCAAGCCAACAGGACGUCCCCGACCUAACAGCGCAGCCAGCUUGGCGGGUCUCCUCCCUACCAGGCUCGGGGCUGGCCCGCCCCAGCAGGUGGUCCCUCUGGGGGCCACCUCCACCCACCCCCUAGGGUGGGGGCAGGUAUAGGAGCUCAAGGCUUUCCCCAGGGAAGGAGGAAAGAGGCGGGGCGGCAGCGAAGGCCCAGGAUAUAAGGGGCGGAGGCGCCGCUCGCAGGGCCAGCCAGCCCACCAUGCACGCCCCCCGGCUGCCCUUGUUCCUCCUGCACGCCUGGUGGGUCCUGCGCCAGGCGGGCGCCGCCACGGUGGCCCCGGUGCCGCUCCGAACGCGGGGGCACCCCUCGUCGCCGUCCCCUCUCGCGUACAUGCUGAGCCUCUACCGGGACCCGCUGCCCGGGGCGGACAUCAUCCGAAGCCUGCAGGCGCAAGAUGUGGAGGUGGAUGGGCAGAACUGGACGUUUGCUUUUGACUUCUCCUUCCUGAGCCAAGUGGAGGAUCUGGUGUGGGCUGAGCUCCGGCUGCAGCUGUCCAGCCCUGUGGACCUGCCCCCUGGCCUGCCACUCUCCGUCGAGAUUCUCCACCAGCUAAAGCCGGAUGCGGAGCAGGACCCAGCUGACUGCCGGGAGCGUCUUCGGAUGGACCUGUUCACUGUCCCUCUGUCCCAGGUUACCUUUUCCUCAGGCGGCAUGGUCCUGGAGGUGACUAUGCCACUCUCCAAGUGGCUGAAGCACCCUGGGCAGCUGGAGGAGCAGAUGUCCAGUUUGGUUGGAGAGUGUCAGCCGCGGCCUCCCACGCCACCCGUCGCCAGCGCGCUCCUCAUGCUCUACUCCAACCUGUCCCCAGAGCAGAGGCAGCUGGGCGGCUCCACCUUGCUGUGGGAGGCUGAGAGUUCCUGGCGGGCCCGGGAGGGACAGCUGUCCCAGGAGAGGGGCAGGCGGCGCCGUCGACACCACUUGCCGGACAAAAGCCAGCUGUGUCGGAAGGUCAAGUUCCAAGUGGAUUUCAACCUCAUUGGAUGGGGCUCCUGGAUCAUCUACCCCAAGCAGUACAAUGCCUAUCGCUGCGAGGGCGAGUGUCCUAACCCUGUGGGGGAGGAGUUUCAUCCGACCAACCACGCAUACAUCCAGAGUCUGCUGAAGCGAUACCAGCCCCACCGAGUCCCUUCUACCUGCUGUGCCCCCGUGAAGACCAAGCCGCUGAGCAUGCUGUACGUGGACAACGGCAGAGUCCUCCUAGACCAUCAUAAAGACAUGAUUGUGGAAGAAUGUGGGUGCCUUUGAGGGGAUCCUGGCGGGGCCCGGAUUUGCCUGUUCCCUGGGAAGUUGGGAAGGUCCUAGAAGAGACACGAGAACCAUCUAACGCAAUGAGGAGACACAGAGGGGGGAAGGUUGCUCUGUUUGCCAGAGGGGGAAGAGCUGCCUGCCCUGUAAAGGAAGGCUCUGUGGGGUCCGGCUCACACAGAGGCUGCUGUCUGUCGGGAGAGAGAGAGGAGCAAGCCUGGGCGGCAGGCUGGUCGGCUGUUCUCUUUCCUGAAGAGACAGUGGUGACUAAAAGCACUAGGGCAAGGGUUCUCUACUUGACUUCUUAACCUAUGAACCCUCAGAAAUGAUACGCAAAAGUUGGGGCGUACGUGCAUUUAUCUUUGAGGUGGGACAGGUUACUGAUAACUUCUAUGUAUUCUCAAAGGUGGUCUUUGACCACCCCCGCCCCCUGCCAAGAUGAAGUUCACUGUGUUAAAGGAGAAACGGUUGGCUCUCGUUGCCUCCGGCUGGUUUAGGGAAGCCCCCACCUGCUUCGGGCCGGCCAGUGGCGAUCCGCUGGCCUUGUCCGGAGGCUCCCCAGAGUGGGUCUCUGCUAAUGAGUUGCACAAACAAUACAGCCAUUGUGAAGUCCUCCUAGGCCAGCUGGUGCCUUUGAAGGGAGAGGCAGAAACUCCUCCAGAGAGCUGGCCACGCUGGACUCCAGGAGUGGAGCCCUCAGGCACCCCCCAGCCAGCCUGCGUGGGCACACACAAUCCGAGUCUAUUAAAGUUGGUGACAGUU
Messenger RNA from Mirounga angustirostris (Northern elephant seal), 2068 nucleotides. It is a transcript of the gene NODAL, whose product is annotated as nodal growth differentiation factor. Gene Ontology annotation, cellular component: extracellular region. Lineage: Eukaryota; Metazoa; Chordata; Mammalia; Carnivora; Phocidae. The coding region runs from base 260 to 1306 and encodes 348 amino acids. The record is from RefSeq and is a predicted model, not a curated record. The transcript is spliced from 3 exons. Gene Ontology annotation, molecular function: cytokine activity; growth factor activity.